Molecule: messenger RNA, 1350 nt
Organism: Physeter macrocephalus (sperm whale)
Lineage: Eukaryota; Metazoa; Chordata; Mammalia; Artiodactyla; Physeteridae
Product: ADP-ribosylation factor-like protein 6-interacting protein 1
Biological process (GO): cotranslational protein targeting to membrane
Cellular component (GO): membrane; Sec61 translocon complex
Source: RefSeq, a predicted model, not a curated record
AUGGCGGAAGGAGAUAAUCGCAGCACCAACCUGCUGGUUGCAGAGACUGCAAGUCUGGAAGAGCAGCUGCAAGGAUGGGGAGAAGUGAUGCUGAUGGCAGAUAAAGUCCUCCAAUGGGAAAGAGCCUGGUUGCCACCUGUCAUCAUGGGUGUGGUUUCUUGUUUUCUGACUAUCUACUAUCUAGAUCCAUCCGUCCUGUCAGGUGUUUCCUGUUUUGUUAUGUUUUUGUGCUUGGCCGACUACCUUGUUCUCAUUCUAGCGCCUAGAAUUUUUGGCUCCAAUAAAUGGACCACUGAGCAACAGCAGAGAUUCCAUGAAAUUUGCAGCAAUCUAGUAAAAACUCGACGCAGAGCUGUGGGCUGGUGGAAACGCCUCUUUACGCUAAAGGAAGAAAAGCCUAAAGUGUACUUCAUGACCAUGAUCAUUUCUCUUGCUGCGGUUGCUUGGGUGGGACAGCAAGUCCACAACCUCCUUCUCACCUACCUGAUAGUGACUUUCUUACUCUUGCUUCCUGGACUAAACCAACACGGAAUCAUUUCGAAGUACAUUGGAAUGGCCAAAAGAGAGAUAAACAAGCUUCUCAAACAAAAAGAAAAGAAAAAUGAAUAAUACAUCUGCUUUAUUCAGUGUGAUUAAUGGUGUAUACAUUGUCCUUGGGGACAGUGUCUGUUAUGCUGUCUGGAUACUAAAAUGUUACAGAUGUAGCCCUUUGCUGUCCCUCAUUCUGCCCUUAGUUAGUAGAAAUUCUGACUUGCCAAGUAAGGCUUUAUGCCCAGGGUCUUCAUGGGUGUGUUGUCAUCAGCUGGCCUUAUAUGGACAACUCAUUCAUCAUUACCACUUGUCUUGGUUUUUCUCACCCAGGGUUAAGUGAACUCUUACUUUUAAAAUAAUAUAGUGGUGAACUUGAUCCUUUAGUACAGUUAACAGUGGCUUGGGAUAACUGUUCAAGUUGAUCUUUGCUUUAGCUGGAUACAAGAUAGUGGUCUGUGACUACAGGAAGCUGGUUCUACUGUCUCCUUCCACAGUCUGCUUAAACAACUGUCUGGCUUCGUGAAUAUAGAAACCAAGUUUACCACAUCUGAUGAAGAGACCAGUUAAGAUUCAUUCCUCAUUCUGUUUUGAUACUGUGGGAGAAGAAUCCUCAUGGAAUAAAAUGAAAGUAAUUCCAUGGCCUAGUAUGUGUUGGCUUCUCCCUUGUGCAGAAUUUAGCAAUUUGUUGGAAACAUUGAUCCUUCCUCCCAAAUGGGGAAUCUGACAGGCUUAGAACUCUUGUUCCCGUGCACUUAAACUUGAAGUUAGUACAUCCUUAAGGGCUUUUUAGUAGCAGGCUUACGCAAAAUGGUAUUUAGG